Molecule: messenger RNA, 437 nt
Organism: Cetraspora pellucida
Lineage: Eukaryota; Fungi; Glomeromycota; Glomeromycetes; Diversisporales; Gigasporaceae
Source: the annotation of a GenBank genome assembly
AAGAACUUGAUCAAGAUGCUAUUAAAAUUAAAGAUUUUAAUAGAAAAAUUGAAAAUAAACGAAAAGAAUAUGAAAAAGUUAAUAAAAAUUUAAAAGAUAAUGAUAUAGUUGAAAGAUUUGUAAUUGGUGGGCAUGAAGAUAAAAAAUAUAAAGGAAAAUGUAUUAUUGUUGUUUGUGAAAAUAUACCAUUUCGAUUAAUGGUAAAAUAUGGUUUAUAUCAUUGGAUCAAAGCAAAAUUUAAAAAGAAUAAUGAUAUUUUAGAUGUUAAUAAAGAUAAUAUCGAAGAGCUUAAGAAUAUUAAAUAUUAUAAUAUUGUUUUAAAAAUAGUUGAGAAUAUGGAAAAGAAUGAUAUUAUGUUUGAUGCGGAGUUAUCACCACAAUUGAUUUCAGAAAUUGAUUCCAUUUUUAGAAAUUUAAAACAACAAAUUAGAAAAUAA